Messenger RNA from Schistosoma guineensis, 1656 nucleotides. The record is from the annotation of a GenBank genome assembly. Lineage: Eukaryota; Metazoa; Platyhelminthes; Trematoda; Strigeidida; Schistosomatidae.
AUGACACAAGACGAUAUGAUAUAUACAAUAAUACUUAUAUUGUCCCUGGUUACUGGGCCAUUAGUCCAAAAAUGUGGGAAAUAUCGACCUUGGUUCGCGGCUGUUGUAGGGUUUCUUAUGUUUUUCUGUUUUGCGGGACAAGCUGUAUGGCAUUCACUCCUGACAUCGUCUGUAUUCACAUUGGCCUUUAUUCUUUUUCCUGCAAGAUUUUUGCAUUACGUAGCUGUUGUAUGGUGCUUUGGUUAUUUGGGAUUUUUUCGAACUUGUCACUAUUUCGGAUUCUCUCAGGUUACUCCUGUCGCAAAUAUUGUGCAACUUUUAUUGACCUUACGUUUAAUAGGUGCAUCAUUUGAAAUAAGUGAUAGUUGGCGAAUAAACAAUCAAUUACAAAAUUCUGAUUUGCACCCACAGGAUAAAAGCAAACUUGAACUUCUAAAAAAAUAUAAAUGUAUCGAGCCUUCUCCACUGAUGAUUAUGUUGUAUGCCUAUUGCUAUAUUGGUUUGUUUACAGGUCCAUAUUACAAUCUGAAAACGUUUGAAGACUUUUGCAAUCGGGAUCCUGAAACCGUAAUAACUGCAGAAGAACCUCUUCUUCAACACCUUCAAGAAGCACCUCCAUUCGGUGUAGCUUAUUUAAUACUUUCUCACUUUUAUACUGUUGAUUAUGUACGCACUGCAGAAUUCUAUGAUCGACAUUUCCUGUAUCGAUUUUUUUAUAUGAUGGUUAUUUUCUUUACCUUCCGAAUGCGAAUUUAUUUUGCUUGGAAAAUGUCUGAGUGCGUGUGUAUAUCCGCUCGUUUAGGUGCAUAUCCUAAAUUAUCUGAACCUGAAAAAGGUGAAGGACCAACUAAUCUACAUGCAUUAGAUUUAUACAUGGAACAACAGGCAGCCAAUGAUGUGAAAUUAAACAGCGUUAUAAACCAGCCCAAUCAUCUUCAUCGUCAUCAAACUUCUGACCCUGUCAAUUCUGUUAUUCAUUCCACACUAAAAAAUAAACCGAAUUUUGAAAUGAAGUCAGAGACAAAUGUAAUAUAUAAUUAUAAUACAAUAUCCAACUUAAGUAUAUGGGGAUGUGAAUUCGCUCCUACAGUACGUGAAUCGAUGAAAUCGUGGAAUUGUUCGGUGCAAUUUUGGUUGGCCAAUUAUUUUUAUAGACGUUGCAAAGCUUCACGAAAUAUACGGACAUUAUGGACAAUGAUGGUUAGUGCCUAUUGGCAUGGUUUACAUGCAGGUUAUUAUUUAUCCUUUCUGGUCAUCCCACUUGCAUUAGUUGGUGAGACAAGUCUAAAAAAUUUAAUGAAUUUAUGCGCAAAUAGUCUACCAACUGGUAGUGUGUCAUUUAUUUCAUGGUUAUUAAAAAUGCGUGUCUUUGAAUAUUGUUGUAUGGGGUUUUUAUUAUUAGACUGGGAGACUACCAUUGCUUAUUGGUCCAGUAUUUAUUUUUGUAUUCAUAUAGUUUUAAUUGGAUUGAUUAUUUUCGACUAUUUUCUACGACUUAUAUUACCAGCUAAAGCAUUUAAAAUUGUAUCUUCAUUAGAUUCAUCUACUGUUUCAUCAUUAUCAUCUGAUAUGUUUGUUGUUAAUAAUGACAUAGUUGGUGAUCGAUCAUCAACGCUUCAUUCUCAUCAUCGUCCUAAUUAUAAAUCAAAAAUGUAA